Phytophthora nicotianae INRA-310 is the source of this 1660-nucleotide messenger RNA. RefSeq lists its product as hypothetical. The transcript has a single exon. The coding region runs from base 75 to 1508 and encodes 477 amino acids. Lineage: Eukaryota; Oomycota; Peronosporomycetes; Peronosporales; Peronosporaceae. Gene Ontology annotation, molecular function: phosphatidylinositol binding. The record is from RefSeq and is a predicted model, not a curated record.
AGGCUGUCCAACGCCAGCAUGUUCAAAAACCGACUAGAGAGCGAAGAAACUCGAGCCAUUUCUACACUUUCACCAUGGCCGACGCUUCGUCCACCGAGCGCCGCCAGCAGCUCCGAAGUCUCAACGACUCUCUAGUCAGCGGCUCGCUGUCCCGCCAGGAAUAUGACGAACUACUGCCGUUCCUGGCAUCCCCAACCUCGACGCAACCGCAACAAGACGCCGCGUUCGACGCCGCCCUAGCCGAAGCGCAACAGCCCGCUGACCGCCACUCGAGUCCACACCGCAUAGUCCACUUCGCUGACAACGCGGAUCCGCCGGCCCCAGAACCCAUUGAGGCUUCGCGGCAGUAUCAGAUGCUCACGCCCGUCGCGUCAGCGUCAUCAGGACUGCAGCUACGCUGUCCGGCGUGUGGCACCAGCAACGACACGUCGCGUGGUCCUCGCUGCUACGUAUGCAACUCGCGUCUCACCGUCGCCGACGAACUGUCGGCUGCAGCGGCCGCUAGAGCGAGUUCGAGCUCGAGACAGCGCUGGCCUAUUGUGACGGCCAUGGCGCCUCCUAGUGGCGCGUUCAGCGCGGCGGAUGACGGCCGCGUGGUGAUCCACAACGGGUUCUUCUCGUGCACCAUGCAGACCACGCAGGUCAUCGCUACAGCGGAAGGAAGCGCCUGUCAGGUGUUCGUCAUGUGCUGCACGUGGCAGCCUCGCCCUACUGAGGGUACAAGCACCCAACAAUAUGAAGCGACGUGGUAUGUAUCGCAACGCUUUAGCCAAUUCGAGAAAUUGCACAAGGCACUCAAGAGGAAUUUGGCACGCUCCACGUCGGCAUCGUUGCCUCCAUUCCCGGCCAAAUAUUACCUCACCGACCGCCUGGAGAAGAGGAAACAGGGACUGGGGACGUACAUGCCGCGGCUGCUGGAGAUGUGUGCUCAUUUACCCAACGCACAGCCAGUGCCAGAGCUGGACGAGUUCUUAGACAUCUCACACCAGGUUCAGAUCUUCCGGUCGCAACGUCCUAGUGCUGCUCCUGUUGUGAAUGCAAGUCCACCAGCUCAGUCUACAGCGGCGUCGUCGUCGUCGUCCUUCCCGGCGUUUACAGGCCCGGCGAUGCUGCCAUCUCAGUCAGUUGCGCCGCCUAUGGAUGCAACGGAACUUGCUCAAGCUGAGGGUGCUGUGAGACUCCUUGCCAAUGCAGUGCGCAACGCACGAGGAGAUGUACGUGGCGACGGUACUGUCCAGCAUCAUUUGGACAUGUGCGUGCAGUUGGCACCCGGACUACAGCGCUCUGCUGAUGUGGAUAACCCGUUCGCCGACGCGGAACUCAUUCCGCGUGCCAUGCAGUGUCAAGAAGAUCUACAACAGGCAGUUGCGAUGUACAAUGAUGCACUGCUCGCUGCCUCCGGGAUAGCACCGACCCAACAGCAAGCGCAGCGAGUUCAGCAGCCCGAACCGCACGUCCAAACCCAACAAAUGCCGGUGCACAACGUCGUACCUGCAAGCGCCGCGUAAUGUAUCCUCAUGAUACAUUCGCUUGACAACCUGAAGUUUUUAUUGCCUGCUGUAACUAGUGAAGAUAUCGUUUUGAAUUAUGCGUUCUUGUUCUUGUGUAGAUUUCAAAUGAAAUGUAUUGGAAAACAUGCAGCUAAACAUGCAAACAUCCA